Messenger RNA from Capsicum annuum, 2147 nucleotides. RefSeq names its product proline dehydrogenase 2, mitochondrial. Lineage: Eukaryota; Viridiplantae; Streptophyta; Magnoliopsida; Solanales; Solanaceae. The record is from RefSeq and is a predicted model, not a curated record. Gene Ontology annotation, cellular component: mitochondrion. The transcript is spliced from 4 exons. Gene Ontology annotation, molecular function: FAD binding; proline dehydrogenase activity. The coding region runs from base 135 to 1622 and encodes 495 amino acids.
UAAAUCAAACCUUGACUUUGACCAACCAAAAAAAAUAAAUAGUGGUAUCUCUUCUAUAAAUACCAUGCAAGCUUUCGAAACGCUACACAUAUCCUUUAGAAUUUGUAGAGAAGCAAAAAGUCAUUGUUAAUUUUAUGGCAAACAAAGUUGUAACUCCAAAGGUUUUUCGUAACCUCCGAUGUUUCGCUCGGUGUCUAAACACGGCUCCGACUGUCCCACCGAUGAAUUUCACCGGCAACUAUGAUGCUACGAACGUAACAACAACACCUACCUUACAACCCACCGACCAAAUAUUAGUCGGUCCUAAGGAAAAAGUGAUCAAUUUUGACGAUGUUAGGGAGUUGUUCAUGGGCGUAUCCACUUCAAAGUUGAUUAAAUCAACAUUGACACUUCAAAUGGCGUCCAUCGAACCUAUGGUUGACUUAGGUGUGUGGGUAAUGAAUUCAAAACUCAUGCACAUGCCUAUAUUCAGGGAGGUAAUUUUGGGGUUUGUUAAAAGUACAUUUUAUGAACAUUUUUGUGCUGGAAAAGACUUGACAGAAGUAAGUAAGACGGUUAGUAAGUUGUCGAGUGUUGGCUUAAAAUGCAUGCUUGAUUAUGGGGUCGAACAUGCCACGGAGAAUGAGUAUUGUGAUCAGAGUAUGAAGGUUUUUCUUCAGACAGUCGAAUCAACCGAGUCACUUCCAUCCUCAUCUGUUAGUUUUGUGGUAGUUAAGAUAACUGCAAUCUGUACACCAAAACUUCUCAAAAGAAUGAGUGAUUUACUGAGAUGGGAGCAAAAAAAUCCUUCAUUCAAUCUCCCAUGGAAGCAAAAGACGCUUCCAGUUUUUGCGGAAUCGAGCCCUCUUUAUCACACUUCAGAAAAACCAGAGCCUUUAACGGUUGAAGAAGAGCGUGAUCUCCAAUUAGCUCAUGAUAGACUCAUGACAAUUUGCAAGAGAUGCUUGGAACUCGACGUUGAAUUACUAAUUGAUGCAGAGGACACAGCUAUUCAACCCGCAAUCGAUUACUUUGUGUAUUCAGCAGCGAUUAAGUACCACAAAGACGAUCACCCUUUGAUAUUCGGAACAAUUCAAGCUUACUUGAAGGACGCGAAAGAAAGAAUGGUGAUCGCAAAAAAGUCUGCAGAGAAAAUGGGAGUUCCAAUGGGAUUUAAACUUGUUAGAGGUGCUUAUAUGUCAAGUGAAAAUGAGGUAGCUUCUAAAUUUGGUGUUCAAUCUCCGAUCCAUGAUGGGAUUCAGCAGACACAUGAUUGCUUCAAUUCAUGUGCUGAAUUUAUGCUUGGCGAGAUCGCUAAUGGCUCUGGUGCAGUUGUUCUUGCAACUCAUAACAUCGAGUCAGGAAAACUUGCUGCAUCCAAGGCUAAUGAGUUAGGUAUCAGAAAGGAUAGUGAAAAGCUUCAAUUUGCUCAGCUAUAUGGUAUGGCAGAAGGACUUUCAUUUGGUCUGAGAAAUGCAGGAUUUCAAGUGAGCAAGUAUUUACCAUUUGGUCCUGUAGGGCAAGUUAUGCCAUACCUUAUAAGAAGAGCUGAAGAAAACAGAGGUCUCUUAGCUACAUCUGCCUUCGACAGGCAACUCAUGAGGAAGGAGUUAACCAGGAGAUUGAAAGCGGCAACUACGUGAAUCCAUGAGUUACAGUCUUGAGAAUUAAUGGAAGCUUAUAUGCAUAUAACUAGUACUCAUACGAAUAAAUCGCGGAGCCAUGGAGCUUGUAACAGAGCAAUUGAUGCUCCGUUAUUACUGUAAAUAAUUCAAUGACGUGGCUGAUACGUAGAUUUUUAAGAUCGAGACCUUAUCAGAGAUGUGCCUAUAAAUAUCUGUCAAAUUUUUUCGGCUCCGUAAUAACGAGAGAAGUGAAGGAGGCAAGCAAUGAAAUUCAAAGAUGGCCUUAUUUACAACAAAAAAAUAGAAGUGGAGGUCAAAGAGCUACCAAUUGUGGUAGUGAUUUUCUUCAUCUUUCUUGUACUACUAGUAAUCUAGUAGUAUGGAAGUUUAUUCAAAGUUUAGUGUGAACAUUUGUGAUUGGUAUUCCAACAAAUGAAGGUUGGCUAAAUGAUGAAAACUGUACCAUCCAUUGGGUGUUUGGAUAGGGCUUGAUUUACGGCUCUAUAGACUAAUAUUGCUUAAAGUCCCAAAAGACAUUCAAUA